Molecule: messenger RNA, 1105 nt
Organism: Anopheles coustani
Lineage: Eukaryota; Metazoa; Arthropoda; Insecta; Diptera; Culicidae
Exons: 1
Coding region: 23-1057 (344 amino acids)
Molecular function (GO): protein binding
Source: RefSeq, a predicted model, not a curated record
ACCUCGAGGGAAUAUCGUGAUAAUGUGCCGUCCGUUUGAGAUACUUUCGGUGUCGCUGGUGGCGCUGUUGGCGUUAGCGGUUCUUCCACUCGCAAGUCCCGCUCCCGGCCAGCCUAAACAGUACAAGUGUACCCUCGUGAAUGAGGAUGGUUUUUGUUUCGUGGAAAAUGUACUGCUCGACGUAACGGUCAACGGUGGUCUGGAUCCAAAUGUCCAGUUCCCGCAGCAUCCGACGGUGUUGAUCAAAUCCGGUUCGAUACCGUACUUCGGGAAGGAUAUCUUCGCGCUUUUGCAAGGCACUCGUCAGUUGCAUGUGUACAACAACACCUGCAUCAAGCGGCUAUUCAUCCCGGCGACGAAUCUAACCGAGAUCAACGUGCAGCGUAACGGGUUGACCGAGCUGGAGGUGGAAGCGACCGAAAACCGCGAACUCCGGAUGCUCUCGAUCGUGCACAACGCAAUCGCGAGUGUUCCGCGCAACAUCCGAUUUCUGAUAGGGCUGGAGAAGCUCUACCUCUACAACAACUCGAUCGAGUACCUCGACCUGGAGCUGCUGGCCAACGCGUCCAGCUCGCUGAAGAUCCUCUCGAUCUACGACAACCGCAUCAAGACGCUUGACUCCCGGGCCGGUCUGCGGUUUCCCAAAAUUCAGACACUCUCGAUGAGCAAGAACAAGAUGUCGUUCGUGCCGUACUUCGUCGAGGCGUUCCCGGCUCUGACGGUGGUGUCGUUGCGCAAGAAUCCCUGGAACUGCCACUGGCUGCGCACGGUCAUGGGCCACAUCGAGACGCGCAAGAUCCAGGUGGUGCGGAAGGAUGCGACCUGCCGCGAUCGCUGGGUGAGCGAGAUCUGCUGUACGCACUCGCUGAUGGAUUACCUGUUCAGCUGGCAAUCGGAACAGCUGGAACGCGAGCAACAAACGGUCCGUAACCUUGCAGCCGAAAACCAGCGACUGGUGGAGACGGUGAACCGGCUGAGCGGUGACGUACACAUGCUGCAGGCACAGUUCCAGCAGCUCCAGCCGCAGCAGAACACCUCCAGCACCGUCGCUCCGUGAUGAUCAUAUGGCGAGAAGAAUCUUAUCUUUGAAGAAUAAAGCGAAUGA